CGAAAGCGUUGUUGGCCCAAUUAAACUCUCUGCUCACACACAUACACACGGACAGAAUAGCAAGCAUAAGUGUAAUUUGGGUCUCUUGUUGUCUGCUCAUGUGGAUGCCCUAAUCUCGUCGGUCAUACGCUCACUCCUUCGCCCACUCGACUUUGAAGUUAGUCAGCACAUACUCCUGCACACACAAGGACACCGCACACGUGCACGUCUCGUCAUAUAUUCAUGCCCGCCAGCUGCCUGCCCUUCUGCUCACCUCAUCGACGCGUGGGUGGCGGGCGAACUUAUCGACACCCCUCCCAAACACGCACACCUUGAUGUACCCCUGCUGCCCUACAUGCACACAAGAUAUGGCCACAGCGGCUCAUCCCCUGGGCACAUUUUUAUUCUCCGUGUGUGGCUUACGCUGUCGUCGCUAAGCAGCAUGCUAAACAUGCGCCCCACCCGGCCGUCCCGCUUCAUGUAGUCUUUGAUGCCCCCCCUGCACAAUUGAGGCAUAUACAUGAGGUCGUGUGAUGUGUUGUCGCUUGCGCUUACACGCGCCUCACACGCCCUCGUAUGGCCGUUCGUCGGCCGGUCCUUCUCCCCACCACCAGGUCCAUGAUCCGGACCUCAACCACUGCACUCAUGUGCAAAAACAUCCAUCACACAUUGCAUGGUGCUUUGCUGAUGCAUUCCUCUUGCAACGAGCUUACUGGCGGUACGGCGGGGGUUGGAGUUUCUUCGUGUUGCCUUGUUGGCCAAACAGAUCACCAGCAGCAGCGACGCGAAUUGUGGAACACACACACUCCGCUCGGUUUUGACCCCAAGUGGGGCCUGAAAACCCUUACCCUUGAAGCGCAAACCCUACUCUGCCCACCACCAACACACUAACCAAACCAAACUCCUUCGCCUCCCUUCACGGGCAGAUCUACCUUCGGUUGACUGUGCCUCUCGUCGGCGAGAGAGAUCUGCCGCACUCGUCGGUCAGCCAGCCAUGACGCCUCUCUCUCGACAACGGGAUCUCCUGGACUUGCGGCUGCCGACACCGGAGCAUCCCUCUCCGUGUGCUGCCAUUGCCCUUCAGCAGCCGCACUCGACCAACGACCUGCACGCCGGGGCUGCUGACACAAACCCGAGCAGUGAGCUCCAAACUCGCGCAAUGCCACACGACGGGCGAAUGACACCUGUGCAUCUGUCUGCUGCAGACACACAAAGGGCUGUGUUUCGCUUGCUUCGUGAGCGGAGGGCUUGGCGCUGAUUGCGGACAUUCUGUGUGGCCGGGGCACGCACACGGCGGCGACUUGCCUGUGUCCAUCUCUGUGUGUGUGGAUGUGUGUAUCAGGCGUCGAGGGCGGUUGGUAUCGGCGCAUCACUUCACAUUCUCUGCAGAUAAGUCGCGUCUACUCAUCGACGGCACGUCCGUCUCACACGAAUUCUCCCGUCUAUACAUCACGAUAAUACAGCAGGUAUUCUACAUACGACUGGGCUACGUCGUAGACGGCCAGCUGCACACACAAAGAGAGGGAAAUCACAUCAAUGACGUCCCUGCUUGCGUGUGUCCGUGUCAGUGCGGCUCAGCUCACCUCGUGGUGGUGCAGUCGGAUCGCCAUACUUCCCUCCCUCGCCAGCACGCUGUCGAAGCCGUGCGGUGCCGCCCGAGCAUCGUUGCGGGUACUCCCGCAAGCGUCGAAGAGGCGGCCGAGGGUCACGCGGCAGAGCAGCAUGACCCUCAGACCGCCCCUGCCCGGCUGGCUGAAGGCAUGCACUGCAUCGACACACGCAUAUACACAUCAAGGUGAGUGACUGCAAUGGUGGACACGACAUAAAUGAAUGGGCUGAUGGGUGUCACGUGUUUCUCUCACCCUUGCAGGCCUGUGUGGCAAAGUAUGAGGCGUGUCCCAGCAUCCCGCUACUCACCGAUGGGUCGAGGCCGCCCGCGAAAAUCCCCUGCACGCACACGUACGGACACACACAAGUCGACGCAUCACAUGCAUUGUCCAUCCCCUUGUUGUCUGUUGUCUGUCCGUCUGUGUGCUUACCUCUACAGCAUCCAGCUUCGUGCCGUGGAACAUGUAGUACUCAUUUAUCGACGGGUCUACGCCCGUGCCGUCCACCGGCCCCUCGUCACCCUCUUCCCCCAUCGCCCUGGCGAGCUGGUGGGUGGGCACACCCAUGUCGGCCAAAGUGCGCAUGCCGCCGCUGCCGGCCCGGCCCGCCCUGAUGGCCUCCCUCGCCACGUAGGCGCUCGCGUGGUGUUGGUGCCACACACGCAGCACCCGCACCACGCCGGUGUUGAGGAGGGAGCCGAUGUGGCGGCAGUGGCAGUGGCCAUGGCGGCGGUGUCCAUGGGACGUGCGGCGCAGCAGGUCGCUGAAAAGCGCCACCGUUGCGGCCGUGACGUCCUCCAGGACGUACCCUGGCCCCUGCAGGACGGGGAAGGGGGACGGGCUGGGGAUGUGCUGGGCGGGAGCAACGGCAGCAACGCCGUGGAUUGCCACAACGGCGACCAU
Messenger RNA from Vitrella brassicaformis, 2489 nucleotides. The record is from the annotation of a GenBank genome assembly. Lineage: Eukaryota; Vitrellaceae.